AUGGAUUCGGCCUCGACGCCGACCACAGCUGCCGAUCCUCAGCAAGAAGCCGCCGACCCUGAGCCUCCGUUCGCUCGCCCGAACCCCUUUGAUGACACCGACCUCUCUCGCAAGCGGCGCCGCACCUCGGUGUCUGCAUCUCCCGCCGCUUCCCUCGACACCGCCAACCUGGCGCUUGAAGCACCCACUCUCGCUGCCGCCCACCUUGUUCGGCCCGCCUCUAUCAGCGCCAUGAGCGUCGACGACAGCCCCGACCCGCCCCGAACUCCAAACCAACAUAACCCCCGCGCCGGCUCUCCGACCGAGCCUCCAUCCAGUAAGGUCACCAUCAAUCUUCGCAGACGCACCGGCUCGGAGUCGUCGACUGCUGCACUCGUUCCCUCGGUGCCGCCAUCCGAUGCUCACCCUAUGAUCCCCGACCUGAAUGCGCUCGGGGAGACCACAGAGGCUCCAGAGACGGCCAUGGAAAAUGCGCGCGAAUCGGGCUCCAGAAGCCCCGGAUCCUCUUCGCUCUCCACGAGCCCUCCCAUCGAGCUCAUCGCCGUGGCAGACAGCGACGACCGGGAUAAUGACGACAUGAAUUGUGCCCCCACGAGUCCUGAUAUCGCUGGCCGAGACUGGCUCCAGCUCGACCCAACCACUCACUUUCCAUACACAGAGCCCGAAGAGAGCCUGUGCGACACACUGCAGCGUUUGACUCAGUAUCUUUCGACGACAGACACGCCCAUCGACCCGACUAUCCUCGGCCAGGUCGUCGAGUGGCUUGACGAGUAUCUCAAAUUUACCAAACGUGCCGACACGAGUACAGUAUUGACGUCCCGCCGCACGCACAAGGGCUUCUGGUUCUCUUUUCCCGAAAUCAUUCUUGCCCUGACAUCUCGGAAACCAGACCUCAUCAAAGUGGCCAUUCUACGCAGCCCCAUCUUGAAUCUGUACACGGGCUUUGCGGCGUUGACGGCCCGCUUCGUCGCCCUGGACUGCCUUGCCGUUCGAGAGACUCAGGCUAUCCCGCUGGGCCGCCGCGGUCCGGAUCUGCUUUCCCCACUCUACCUCCAGCAGCUACACGGCCUGAUCGCAUCGCAUGGCUUCCCUCCUCACCUUGCCAACGAUGGGUCACACGCGGCCGUCUGGGCCCAGCAAGACGUAGAGUUAUAUCUCACCAACAAGUUCCAGACGAGUCCCGGAGGGGGCAUCGACUACUUGUCUCAGUUCGCCUCCGCUCUCGUCGGUCUCGUACCGCAGUUCCCUCGGCUAGCCGACAGCUUCGCUCCAGACGAUGCGGCGCAAGCGAGGAAACGCCUGGAGCAGGGCCAUGCGGCGUGGGCCAUCAUUUCGGUCUCUCUCAUGGCAGCAAUAGACAAACACGUCACCAGCCUUAACGGCGAUCACGCCGCCUCCUCGAUCCAGGCUCUGACGGAAGUCUUGAAGGUGUGCUUGCAGGGCGAUCACAAGGAAGCGAUAGACGUUCUUGAUGCGCACCGGGAAAAGUACCCAGCUCUCGCGUCCAAGCACGCCCACGAGGCGGUUGCCUGGCAGUGGAAGGUGGACAUUCUGGAGAAGCUCAUCCGCUCAAGCCAGAUGCAGCUUCGUGUCAUGGCCGUCACCACCAUGUGCACCCAUCUCGUGGCCGUCUGGAAGCGACUUUGCGAUGGAGGCGAAGAGUACAGCGCCGAGUUCCUCGAUCACUUGGCUGGCUACUUGCUCAACACCGGCCUGAUUGACUACAUUCUGGGCGCAAGUUGCCAUCCAGAGAUCAUCGUCGAAAGCGCCAACAUUGUCGGCUUCUUGGUGGUGACGCGCACAUACCGCUCAGAGCACACCGACCGUGUGUGGCACGGCAUCACCUCGAGCCAAGACCCGCGUGUGGUAGACGCCUUGACGCGUAUGAUGACCAACAUUACCAACUUAUUCGACUACGCUGGCUUGCUGCAUCUCUGCAACAAGUUUCAGCCUUUGCCUGUGGAGGGAUUCUCACCUUCGAUACGCCUUUUAUUGGACAAUGUCUUGAGUGAAAUGAUGGCGAGAGCUCAGACAAACCAGUCGACGCUGACUUUCCAUCCCUACGGGCUCUGCCUGCGCCUCCUCAGGGAGUCGUCUGUUUGUGCUUCGGGCUCUCAGGUCGCAGACCCCGACAUGCAACAGGUCGCGAUGCAAAAAUCCAGGGAAUUGCUGGGCCACGGACCAGACGCUGAGGGUCGGCGUGAGCUGUACCUGAGCUGCAUCAAUGACAUAUCCGCCAAGUCAGCCACCACGCUGGGCAGUCUGUGGUGCCUUUCCAUGGCGAUACGACAUGCGACCGAGGGUCAGAUGCAGGUCCUCACGGAGCAACAUGACCUGGCCAAGCUCAUUGUGGAGGAGCUGGAGCACGCAGGGAAUGCCGGACGAUCGGCCGGCGUGUUUCCGGUUCUCUCUGGUACCUCGAAUCAGCCAAGAAGAGACUUUGUGGCAAACCUCAUCCAGCUCCAGCCGGCGGCGAUUGACAACGACCUCGGCACAAAGCUUUGGAAUAUUCUUGUCGGGCCACAGUCAACCUGUGCAGAGGAUCGAAAGGCCGGCUGGUACGUUAUUCUGAGCGUGGCCAGGAAGGCGACUCUGCAGAAUGCGUUCCUUCGGACGUGCUUUUCGGAGCAUUUGCCGAGGCUGCCGGCCGGCUAUUUCUGUGAAGGGAUGCUCGAGUUCGUCAAGGAGCGAGUCCGUUUGCUCUUGGAAGAGAACCCGCGCGACUUUGUCCUCGACGAUGAGGCAAUAGUUGCGCGGUAUGGCAUUGAACACCUGUGGAGAAUCAUACUUGAAGCUCAAGACUCUGGUCUCGUCGCACAGGCCAUCUCUAUCCUGGCCGUCGACGUCUAUCUGGAAAGCAAAGCCAUCAUGUCGUAUCCCCUCCACCGGACACGGCAAGUACAUCUUGCCCUGGUCAACCGUUGCUUGCGUCAGAUGAAAGACACCGCGAGCAAACUUCGGCGGUCGAGCGAUGGAACCACCAGUGGCGACGACGAGCCAAUGAUCAUCGUCGCCACGCCCGAGGAGACCAAGCAGCAGGAGCUCAUUUUCACCCGGUCUCUGCAGCUCCUGAGGUUUUUCUUGGAAAAGUAUCAGUCCAAGCCAAAAUUUGCUGUGGCCGACCUCCGAUCCUUCAUGUCCGAGACGCCCCAGCAGAUUGAGGGUGACUCGGCCCGCCUCAGAUAUCAGUCGUUUGACGGCGACGAGCAAACAGACAUUAUGCCGUUGAGCAUUGGCAAGCUGAAUACGGUGUCGUCUCUGCUCGCAAGCCUUAGGCAGGAGACGGGCUUCGACAAUUACCGCGUGUAUUAUCGAGGCCACCAACUGCUUUUGGUAGAACAAGACAUCAGCAAAUCUCUACAAGAACUGGACAUCCAGGAUGGCUUCAUGUUGGUGAAGCGAGAAGAUAACUACUCGGCCUCGCCGGUCCGGAUAAAGCCGGGCUCGUUGCCGCUAGAAAUCGAGAUUUUGGCCCAUUUUCCGGAGCUCUGGGACUACCUGAGCAUGGACGAGCAAACAGCCGAGGAGAUUUACGACUUCGUCAUCAGGCUCCCUGCGGAUGGCUACAUCUUGUCACGCUUCGACACUAACUCAACCUCGUACAAGGAUCUUUUUCUUCCAGGACAGCCGUUCAAGUCUCUGUAUGCCAUUCACGCGUUGUCAGAGUACAUUGAGGGUGCCUGCCGAGCUACUUCCAGUGGUAACCCGGGUUCAACCCCGCAGAGAAGAGACCUGCAGUCAUCUCAGGAAGCGGCUCUAAGAAGAUCGCUGCAUCUUGUGGUUCAGGCGCUGUCGGAUCCAGAGGUGCUUGAAGGAAGCGUGACACGGCUGCAGAUCCGCGUCGUAAGCUCUCUGAUGCAAAAGUUUGUCCAACUCGUCCAAGUCGAUUCUCCCACACCUGAGCGUCUGAUUGAAGUUCUCUCCGACGCUUUGGACUAUCCGGACAACGGAGCUAUCCCGCUCAUAGCGAGCACGUGCAGUGCGAUUCUGCUUGUUGGCAAGUUGGAUGCGCGGUUUUGGAUAAAGAUCACGGAAAGCAACGAUUUUCGUGGCCUCAUCCAGAAGCUGGUGCUUUUCGAGCCAAGGAGGGAAGUGAGGGUUGCUGUUGUGGAACUGCUUGAGGUUUCCGCAGAGGCCGAAGCACAAGUCCCGCAAACGCAGCCCGCCAAGUUUGCGACGUCAGAGGUCAGGGAACCCUCUCUUUUGGCAAAAUACCUCUGGCCCAUCGUCUCAAACCUCCUCCCAGAGGCCGUGGAGCGUACAGCGCAGUGUGACGAGCUCUUUCGGCUUCUCAAGAAGCUGCUCUUGCUCAUGUCGAAUACGCUUCCCGGACAGUCUCAGUUUGACCAGCUAACAAGGCAGACGAACGAGCUCUUGCUUGAACAUGAUUCAACAGAGGAUGUGAGCCAGAUUGAGCCCUACGACCCCGUUGCCAACGGCCUGGCUUCGGUCUUGCACCUCUGUCUCCAGAUCGACGCCUCACUCCCGGCCUCGAGAGCACUUCCAGAGGACACGGCGCGAGAUUUGUUUUGGCGACACCUCUUUCCGCAAAAGCUCAGUCCAGGCGCCGAUUCGGUCCGUCACGUCGUGCUGAACACGGAGACUCGAGCGAAGCUGUACGAGGUCAUUUUCCGUCUUGUUGGACACGACGGCCGUCAGUUUGGCCAGACCUUGCACCUACUCAACGAGCUGGUGCCUUUCUAUUCUGAGGAUACUGACGAACCCUACCUCUAUGAUCUUCCCUAUCAGUUUGAUCGCUCAAAGGCCAUGCGCUCCCCCUGCGGCUACGUCGGCCUGCGGAAUCUUUCCAACACUUGCUACCUGAAUUCCCUUCUCACGCAGCUGUACAUGAACACGGAGUUCCGUCGCUUCAUGCUGGGGGCGUCGUGUCGGGGUCCAACAAGCUCCCAGCAGCUGCUCUUCCACACCCAAAAGGUCUUUGGCUUCAUGCAAGAGAGUUACCGCCGAUAUGUGGACCCCUCAAGCCUCGUCGGAUCCAUCAAGACCUACGAGGACACAGUCAUCGACAUCCACAGCCAGAUGGACGUUGACGAGUUCUACAGCUUGCUGUUCGAUCGAUGGGAAGGGCAGAUAUCCCGUCCCGAAGACAAACGAAGGCUCCGUUCGUUUUACGGCGGACAACUCGUGCAGCAAGUGAAAUCCAAAGAGUGCGAGCACAUCUCGGAACGACUCGAGCCAUUUUCCGCCAUCCAAUGCGACAUCAAGGGCAAAGGGACGUUGGAAGAGAGCCUACAGGCAUAUGUCGACGGGGAGAUUAUGGAAGGCGACAACAAGUACAAGUGCUCCACGUGUGAUCGUCACGUCGAUGCGGUCAAAAGGGCGUGUUUGAAGGAUGUGCCGGACAAUGUCAUGUUUCAUCUGAAACGCUUCGACUUUAACCUGCGCACUUUGCAGCGAAGUAAGAUCAAUGACCACUUCUCCUUUCCUCCGACAAUCGACUUACGGCCGUACACGAUCGAGCACCUCAGCGAUACGAGCUCCGAGGCAGCAGAGGACGUUUUCGAGCUUGUCGGCAUCCUCGUCCAUUCGGGAACCGCUGAGUCGGGCCACUACUACUCCUACAUCAAGGAGCGACCCUCGGCGGCCAAGGAGAGCUGGAUCGAGUUCAAUGACGACGUCGUCACUCCCUGGGAUCCGUCCCUCAUGAGCUACAGCGCCUACAUGCUUUUCUAUCAACGCGUCUCGUCGCUCAAGACUGAGCAAGAAUCCAUGGUGGCGCAGCAACUGUCGGCUCCCCUACGCGUUGACAUGCCCGCGCUGCUCAAGGAGCACAUCGCCAACGAGAACACGGUCAUACUGCGACGGCAUUGCGUCUUCGACCCAGGACAUGCAAUAUUUGUGCAGAACUGCUUCACCCGGGCCAGAUCCGUGGACAGGGGAGAGGCGAACAGCCCCACGGCGGCCAAGGAGAACUUGGCAAUGGAGAUGGCCUUGUCCCACCUGGACCAGAUCGUCUCACGGACAAAAGACACGCCAUUCUUCGCGGCGUUUUCAAGCACGAUCAGGGCCGCGGUUGUCAGCUGCCCCCGAUGCGCCUUGGCACUCUACGACUAUUUCGACGCACGCCACACGUCGUACCGAGCCCUUGUGCAACGAAACCCUGAACAGCACGUCCGAGCAUUCGCGGGCGAGGUGCUCGUACGCGCGGCGGAGAAGAUUGCCGAAAGGCUUCCUGAUGUCGACGGAGAGGGCAUGGAGCGAGACCUCGAGCACGAUGGCGAGGGUGGAUCGGAGCACUCGGUCCUGGAGGGCGUCGCGAUGCUCUUCAACCACCUCUGGCAGUUUUUCCAAAUCCACCUCCGGUCAUGGGACGAAUACUUUGGCACGAUACUGGCGUUUGCCAAGCUCGGACAUCGAGAGGCCGGGCUGGUCCUGUCCGAGGACUACCUGAUCAAGUUGCUGCGCAUCGUGGAUGCCGACACGACCAUGGACCUGCCGCCAAACUACGCUCGCAUGCUGAACAAUGUCCUGCGGCGGAUCAACACGCGGCCGCCGUCGUACUCUGCCAUCAUGUCGCUCAUCGACUACCUGCUCGCACAGCUUGACCCGGUCUUGGGCCCAGAGGUCAUUAUCGACCAGCCGGGGGGGAGCGCCUCGCGUUCAAAGCUCCCUUUCCCCUGGACGUCGCAGGAAGUGCACGAAGUUCACAACCACCCGGACCGCCAGAUGGCCAGCUUCUUUGUGGAGAAGCUGGUGUCCAUCGAUCAGGCCUGGAGCGUGACCAAUGACAUUGUAGGCCGGCUGAUUUUGACGGGAGGACCGAUGGACCUCAGAAUAGUGAACACCCUCUGCAACAACAUCCAGGGCGAGCUCUCGACACAGCCGAUGGACCCUUUUCUCAGGGUGGCUGGGCGAUACCUCGAGUGCACCCAGUCGGCAGACAACGCGCACGCUCUCAUCCGCCACGUUUGCGCCCAGGCCCGGAACCUGCAAAACACGGAAGGGGCCGCGUUUUUGAACUUUAUCAGGGUGGCACUGCGGUCCGACAGACCGGAUGAGGAGCUGGCGCGAUCCAGACGCGAGAGCAGCAUCGACACUGUCACAGGCUGGGCACCAUACCUACUGGUGUACCCGGACGCCAACACGAGGCGCGAGGCAGAGCAGCUGCUCGAAGACGAAGUGCUGCAGCACUCGUCGCUGAAGGAGGCUGGGGAGAAUGAGAACGGAACGGAGAACAGGGAGCGGUUCGACCGGGUGGUGCGGGACUUGGGGAUCAAGUGCCUGGUGUACCUGCGUGAGGUGCACACGAGGCGGCGAAUCAAGAUUGAGCGCGAUGCUGCGUGGAGCAUACUACGGGUCGUGGGCCGGUGCGCGCCGUGCUACGAAGGCGUCCUGGACGCGGACGGGGAUGAAGACGUGGAGUUUGCGGCGCUGCAGGGCGAGGUUAUGGAACCGCUGCGACGACUGAUGGUGGACGAGGUGGAGGACGAGGCGUCGGAUUGGGACGAGUCGUGCGUGUCGUCGGACCCGAUGGAGGCUAACGUGGGCAUUCCGGUGUAG
Hirsutella rhossiliensis is the source of this 7521-nucleotide messenger RNA. RefSeq names its product ubiquitin carboxyl-terminal hydrolase domain-containing protein. The record is from RefSeq and is a predicted model, not a curated record. Bases 1 to 7521 code for a protein of 2506 amino acids. Gene Ontology annotation, cellular component: cytosol; nucleus. The transcript is spliced from 16 exons. NCBI's taxonomy places the organism in Eukaryota, Fungi, Ascomycota, Sordariomycetes, Hypocreales, Ophiocordycipitaceae. Gene Ontology annotation, molecular function: cysteine-type endopeptidase activity; cysteine-type deubiquitinase activity. Gene Ontology annotation, biological process: protein deubiquitination.